Messenger RNA from Tyto alba (common barn owl), 3862 nucleotides. It is a transcript of the gene SLC25A24, whose product is annotated as solute carrier family 25 member 24. The transcript has 10 exons. The coding region runs from base 124 to 1554 and encodes 476 amino acids. Gene Ontology annotation, cellular component: mitochondrial inner membrane. Gene Ontology annotation, molecular function: ATP transmembrane transporter activity; calcium ion binding. Gene Ontology annotation, biological process: transmembrane transport. The record is from RefSeq and is a predicted model, not a curated record. Lineage: Eukaryota; Metazoa; Chordata; Aves; Strigiformes; Tytonidae.
UGAGGCGGGCCCGGGCCGGCUCUUCCUCUGGCAGCUGCGGGCGGAGUCUCCAGGCGGUGCCUCCCGUCCGCGCCCAGCCCGCGGGAGCCGAGGGGCGAGCGUCCCGCACCCCACGGCCCCGCCAUGUUCUCGCUCCUGCGGGGGUUCGCGUUGCCGGCGGCCGCCUGCGACGGGAACAGGGAUUGCGACUCCCGGUACGCCAACCUUUUUAAGAAGCUGGACCUCAACGAAGAUGGGAGGGUGGAUAUCGCCGAGCUCCAGACGGGCCUCCGCGCCAUGGGCAUCCCCCUGGGAAAAGAGGCGGAGGAGAAAAUUUUUAAAGCUGGAGAUACUAACCAGGAUGGACAGCUAGAUUUUGAAGAAUUUAUGCAGUAUCUUAAAGAUCAUGAGAAAAAGAUGAAACUGGCAUUUAAGAGUCUGGACAAAAACAAUGAUGGAAAAAUUGAACCAUCAGAAGUUGUCCAGUCCCUCAAGAUAUUGGGUAUAAGCAUUUCAGAAAAACAGGCAGAAAAGAUUCUACAAAGUAUUGAUGCUGAUGGAACAAUGUCAGUAGACUGGAAUGAGUGGAGAGAUCAUUUCAUGUUUAACCCUGCUACAGACAUUGAAGAAAUAAUUCGAUAUUGGAAACAUUCCACUGUGUUGGAUAUAGGAGAUAGUUUGACUGUUCCAGAUGAGUUCACAGAGGAAGAGAAGAAGACUGGACAGUGGUGGAAACAGCUGUUGGCAGGAGGAGUGGCUGGUGCUGUCUCUCGAACAGGUACAGCACCCUUAGAUCGCCUUAAAGUCAUGAUGCAGGUUCAUGGUUCAAAAUCAAACAAAAUGAAUAUAGCCAGUGGUUUUAAACAAAUGUUGAAAGAAGGUGGUGUUCGAUCCCUCUGGCGGGGAAAUGGUGUAAAUGUUGUGAAAAUAGCUCCUGAAACGGCUAUUAAAUUUUGGGCUUAUGAACAGUAUAAGAAGAUACUCACUAAAGAUGAUGGCAAGUUAGGCGCUGUUGAAAGAUUUGUGUCUGGUUCUUUGGCUGGAGCAACAGCACAAACUUCAAUUUAUCCCAUGGAGGUUUUAAAGACCAGAUUGGCUGUGGGUAAAACAGGGCAAUAUUCUGGCAUGUUUGACUGUGCUAAGAAGAUCUUAAAAAGGGAAGGUGUGAAGGCCUUCUACAAAGGCUAUAUUCCUAAUAUUUUGGGUAUAAUUCCUUACGCUGGCAUUGACCUUGCUGUUUAUGAGCUCUUAAAGAGUACGUGGCUAGAACACUAUGCAUCAAGCUCUGCUAACCCAGGUGUUUUUGUGUUGUUGGGAUGUGGUACUGUUUCCAGCACAUGUGGGCAGUUAGCCAGUUACCCCCUUGCUCUUAUCAGAACACGCAUGCAGGCUCAAGCCUCGGUGGAAGGAGCUCCACAGCUAAACAUGGUCAGUCUCUUUCAAAGAAUUAUAGCUGCAGAGGGAAUCCAAGGACUUUAUAGGGGCAUAGCCCCUAAUUUUAUGAAAGUGCUUCCAGCUGUCAGUAUCAGCUAUGUUGUAUAUGAAAAAAUGAAGCAGAAUUUGGGAAUAGCAUGAAAGGAAGGAAAAAGGUGAGAUGAUAAUGUUGUUGGAAACACCAGAACAAAAAUUAUUUCUCAAGUAAUCUGCUUUCACAAUCAGAGACAGAUCUUUGUGGAGAGAUGCUGCAACUUCUACUUUUGCCUUGAAGUGGGAAGAAACUUUCUUAAAUUUUAGUUCACCGUUUCUAAACAGAUAUGUAUAUUGCACUUUAAAAUGUCACUGAGUUUAAAAAAAAAAAAUCAAGAAACUAUCUUUAAAUCAGCAAUAUUUAUAUUUUCAGAAAAUAUGUGUGGCUUACUCAUUGGCUUUUUUUUAUUUGUCUUCUCUAAAUGUGUAUUUGGUCUGGAUCAAACCAAAGGUAGGAGAAGUUCAUGCUGCCAUGAUACUGAAUAUAUGACAGGGACUUUUUGUUUUGUCAUGCUCCCUAUACUCAUAGAAUUCACAGGCAAGAUUUUGCACGCCUAGAAGAAAGCACUGUUCUUAUAUUUGAAGACUUAAUGUUAAGUUCGUAAGAAAUGGAGUCUUAGAUACAGACAAGGAUGGAGUUACAGAUUAACAUGUAGCCCAUCACCUUUAUCUUCAGGCUAAGCUUUUUUUAUUUUUUAUUUAAAGAAUAAGAGCCUGAGAAUCUGCUGUUCCAUGGUAUCAGAAUACCUCAAAUGGAUUUAUAUGUUAUUUUUGUAAUACAAUCAGUGGUUUUCAUAACUUGCUUUACUGGACCUGCUUUUCAUUGCACUUGUAAAUUUUAGCACCAUUAACCAUGACAAACUUUGGGUUACAGCUGCACAUUUUAUAGUAUAAUAUACAGGAUAGGAUACAAUAUAGGAUUACAAUAUACGGGAACAGAAAAGGCUCGAUUACUAGAUCCAUUCCAUGCAAAUGCAAGUUGCUGUUUAAAAAAUGAGGUGGAGGAUCCAGUAUUAAGCUGACAGUGAUUGUAAUACAGCCAAUAGCAGAGCUCAUCAUAGCUGCCUUGGGGAGAGCAGUGUUACUCAUGUUGGACUCGCCAUUCUCGCCUUCGCUCAGAGGGCUACUGUCUGCUAUGUGCUUUUAGCCAGUAGGGGGUUGCAUUAUUAUACGAAGUUUUACAGGUUUGUCAUGUGAGAUAAAUCCUGUUUCUCUCACAAUCUUCUGUGCACACUGGCUGUGUGUGUGAAAUUCGGAUAGUAAAACACCGAAGCAUUUUGUCCAAGUGACCAAAUGGGUCUGAUGUCAGGUGCCCAUCUGAUUGAUGUUAAUGAAGCAAGCAAAGCACGCACACAGAACUUGCUGGUGUUUGAGAAGAAGCUUCUCCUCAAAAAACAAAGCAGCACUGCCUCGAUGCAAGAAGUUUGCUAUUUCCAUGUACAAGUACUUCCAAAGUGAUGUCCUUUUUGGGGGGCAGUGCAGUGCCGCGUUUCAGUUGUCUUCAGGCCUGGACACUGAAAUUGAGUAAAAAUUAUUGCCAAACUCAUUUGUUAGGUUUUUUCUGCUUCCUGCGAUGUGUGCUGUCUUAAUCUUUGUGAAUUUGAGAUUAUAUUUACCCUGGCCUUCUGAAAGCAACUGCUCUUAGACCGCUUCCCGGAAUUGGAUUACUGAAGGAAGAACUUUUGUUCCUGUAAGGUCUUUUUUUUUUUUUUUCUUAAACAAGCAAGUAAGCAAGCAAACAUGACUGACAACCUGAACCUCCCUUGUUCCACAAGCUCUUUGGGCCAUACUUUUCAAACAUCAAACACGGAUGUUAAUCUGUGUUCAGUGUUUCCAUGGUUGGUGUUUAUUCUCCAUAAACUGAUACAUAACAAAUCCAUAAAAUUUGUAUUAUGAAAUGUUUUUUUAUCAGAUUUCAGAAAAUGGCAGCUUUAUCUGUGUCUUUUGGCCUUCCCUUUGGAAAAACCUUGGGCUCUGCACUUUUUCAGAAAAACAUAAAGUCAUUUUAUCUAAAUCAUCCAUAUGUACAACGCCUUUCUCAUCUGAAUGUUUCCUGGUUUUGCCAACUUUCUUGUAUCUUGAUUGGGAACUGAUAUCACAACUCUCCCAAUUUUGUUUGACUGUGACCAAUAAGCAAACGUAUUGUGUGUGUGUGGUGCAAAGAUGACUUUAGCAGUGUCUGUCUUCUAGACUUGCUCCAUUUUGUUCACAAUGUGCAAGUGCAAUUAUGAGUAUUGAACAUGAUGGUAAUGAUGUUUUCAGAUGUUGAGAAGAUGGGGUCUUUGAAAUUUAAUUUUUUCAUUAUGUGCCUUUAUGAUGACUUUGUUCAGUUAUGUAUUCUUUAUCUCUUAAACAUAUGUUUACCUUUUUAGCUCUAUAAAACUACCAGUUUCUAAUAAAUGUUUCCUUACCUGUC